Messenger RNA from Closterium sp. Naga37s-1, 357 nucleotides. The record is from the annotation of a GenBank genome assembly. NCBI's taxonomy places the organism in Eukaryota, Viridiplantae, Streptophyta, Zygnematophyceae, Desmidiales, Closteriaceae.
AUGAGGCGCCGUGAGAGCUCUGCUCCGCUCCUGCUUGCUGUUCCCCUGACCUCUCGCACCCACUUGCACCGCCACACUGCUCGCCAAGGCACCAUCUCACCAUCUCAAACCCUUCCCUUACCCCCUCUCCUUACCCGUACGCACUCCCUUUUCACUUACCUCCUCCCACUCCUUUAUUCACUCCCUUUUCCCUUGCCCCUGCCUCUACGCCUGCCCACUCUCCCUUCUCUUACCCCCUCCCCCUUCCCUUACCUGCUUCCCCUCUCCCCUCCUCUACCCCUCCCCCUUCCUUUACCCGUAUCCCCUUCACCUUCACUUUUCUCCUCCUCCUUCCCCGUUCCCCUACCCCUCGCCUGA